Molecule: messenger RNA, 3499 nt
Organism: Vespula vulgaris
Lineage: Eukaryota; Metazoa; Arthropoda; Insecta; Hymenoptera; Vespidae
Product: chymotrypsin-like elastase family member 2A
Exons: 5
Coding region: 916-1866 (316 amino acids)
Biological process (GO): proteolysis
Molecular function (GO): serine-type endopeptidase activity
Source: RefSeq, a predicted model, not a curated record
AACAGAUCCCCGAUAAAUAGUUAUUAAUCAAAUAACAACAGAACUAGUUUACAUUAUAUUUAAAAAAUAAACAUAUUUAACAUUCACUCGUAAUAAAAUUCUCAUCAUUCCUGCUCGUUUUCUUAGUGAUCAAAAUAGUCUGAAUAACCAGAGUAUACAGCUGACAUCUUCGAACUUGCAGAUUGUAGAAAAUGAAACUGAUAAUUUCCUUUUCUUAAUGAGAAUUCAUUAACAAAAUGAUUAUCUCUGCCGAUUGAAUUUUUUCUUUUUUAAUUAAAACCAUAUUCGUACAUAAAACAAAGUAUAUGCAUUUAACUUCUGAUAUAUUUAUUGAAUUUGACUUCUGAUAUAUAAAAAUUCUUUUCCAGAUAAAAGUUUGUACGCUCGCAUAUAGAAUCGAUUAAAUUUCGAUUGAUUUCAAGUGACCAUCGGUAGAAACAUACAUACGACGAAGAAGCAAUUUGUUCUGGUCGCUUUGAUAGACAAAGAAUGGCGAAAAAACGGGGAUACUGUAUAGCAACUUUCGUGGCAAGAGCGAUAUUCAUUCCUUGCGAACCCACAGUCUGCAUUCGUUCAGCACGAUCGCGGUGUGCCUUCAGACGCGCUCACUUUCUUCGAGUUCCUCCGCAGAAUCUCUCUUCAAACGAUUGCGAAUAAGACAGUUAUUAUCUCUCAGAAUAUUAACUCUGCCUCUUUUCUCUCAUCAAAUUUGAAUCGUAUCUUUAAUGCAUCUGCUUCAGAUCGCAAAGAUUUAAUAAAAUUGUCGAGGAUGUAUUUCAAGUGCGUAUUACAAUGAAAACAAAAAUAACAAUAACAACGGUAAAAACAAGACAACAAUAACGAUAUGUAACGACGAAUCUGUAUUUAUUUCUAAUCGAUUGAAAGAAUCGUUAAACAAUUUCACGUACGACGGACAUGAAUUAUUUGCGCGGUGGAUUCGUAGCGAUUCUUCUUUUCCUCCUCGCGGUGGUCGAUUGCGCCAUGAUGAAAAUCAUUCGAGACGAUCAUUUAACAGCGUCUCAUAGGCAACCACGAUCAACAACUUCUGGGAGGAACAAAGUAACAUCCACGACGUCCAAUCGACAAACGGCUGUUUCUACGACUGUCUCUACGACGGGACGAAUUUUCAAUGGAAAACCCAGUAGAAGAGGAUCUUGGCCGUGGCAAGUCUCUCUGCAGCUACUACAUCCGAAAUUAGGUUUUAUCGGUCAUUGGUGCGGUGGAGUUCUCAUCGAUCCUAAAUGGGUCAUUACGGCGGCACAUUGUAUCCACAACGAUCUCUUUAAUCUUCCAAUCGGUGCCUUAUGGACGGUUGUAGUCGGAGAAUGGGAAUUAGAUUCCGGUAGUCGUGGAUCAGCCAGAUUACCCGUCGAACGAGUGAUACUUCAUGAGAGAUUUAAUAAUUAUGUUCACGAUAUCGCUCUAAUGAAACUCGCUAGACCAGCGCCUCUUUCCAAGGUAGUGAAGACGAUAUGUCUUCCGGACGCGGAGGAAAAACUCGCGGACAGCAAUUGCGUAGCAUCCGGUUGGGGUCGUUAUGGACCUUCGCCAUCUCUCUCGACUGCGCUCCUCGAGGCUUCGGUGCCAUUGUUAAAUCUCGAAGAGUGCUUGCACGCUUACGGAAAAUCCGUUCCUAUUCUUAAUGGCCAUUUAUGUGCUGGACACAUCGAUGGCUCUUCGGGAAGCUGUGUUGGAGAUUCUGGAGGUCCCUUACAAUGCCGUCGUUCAGACGGUGUCUGGCAAUUGGCCGGUGUUACUUCUUUUGGUUCUGGAUGUGCUAGACCAGGAUAUCCUGAUGUUUACACCAGGAUACAACACUAUUUGAAUUGGAUAAGAAACAUUAUCGACAAUGAUAGCGACAUAUAGAUUAUUAUUCAUCGUGAAUGGAUCAUAUGAAACAAGCUACAAUUCAUAGAUUAUACUCAAUUAUUGCAUGUUUGUAUAUAUGCAUGUAUAUAUGUAUGUGUCAUAUAUGCACAAAGUGAGUCACAUAAAUUAUUAAUAGUCAAUAUCUAUAAUGUCUACAAGCGGUAUUAAUAAUUUAUAUUUUUUACAAAUGAUUUUCAAAAUCUUUGAUAUAGUCUUUUUAAGAUUUUUCGAUUUUUACUAUCGCUAUUUAAUGAGACAAAACUGCGCCAUUCUGAAUUUUUGCUAAAUAUUUUUCUUUUUAAUUUUUCGUCAUAUUUAUAACGUAUGAUAAAGGAAACAUUUGUUAUUUGUAUAACUUAAAGAAGUAUAAAAUCCAGUGGGAAACUAAAAAAGGGCAACGAAAGUAUUCUCUUCUUAACUUCCGAAGAAAAGCUAUUUGCCGGCAAAUGGAAAAAUUCAUCCGUGUACUAUUGCGAUUGAUAUUCGUUUCCAUACUCGAGACAAGAAGAUCUGCAUUUAUAUAGGGUGUAUUACGAACUCCCGUUUUCAUAGGGACGUUGCGUAACAUCAACGUUAUAUGUGUAAUACAAUCAAAGUGGUUGCGCUUCUUCGAUGAAAUUAGAAAUAUCGAUUUAUAGCUAGGCAUACGCAGUAUAGUCCAAGUAUCUACGUACAUACAUAUUAUUACAUCGAAGUGAAUACAUUAAUUAACCUAAUACAAAACACUCAACGCAGGAAAGCCUACGUAAGAGCUUCUACCAAUAGAGCUACUCGAUGCAUCACCUGAAACAAGAAAUCGUAUUCAGUAUUAUUGUUUCAACUUGACAAUAAGUGUAAUUUAUUUUUAAGUAACUCUACUACAUUCUGUAUUCUAAUUAUUAUUAUUGUUGUAAUAUAUGUUACAUAUAGGCAUACAUGUAAAUAUAUUGUUUUAAAACAAGCAAAUGAAAAGCAAGACAUUAUUAUAAAAAUAAAAUAUGAUAUUGUAUAUACCUUUUGUUGAUAUAAUUAUAAGAAAAAGUUAAAAGCCUAUGGUUGAAGGGUGAAGUUUUAACCCUUUGAUACUAAGUUUGCAAGUUUAAUAAGGUAGUUAAAUUUUAAGUGUUAUCGAACAGUAAAUGCAUCAGGUGCACGUCAGCUAGCUAUUCAAUUAUUUGAUAAUAUAUUAAUCGCGUUGUGUUAUUUUAAGAAUAUUGAAAACGUAUAGAAUAACAUUAUAUUAUUUAAAUAAUCUUAUCAUGCUCUUUCUGUAUUAUUUCCAUAAGUUUCUUGAUUCAAGUACUUGAUUAAAAUAUGCGAUCACAAAAUGAAAUCGUUAAUCGAACGAAUAUUAUAAUAAUCAACAUAGUAAAUUAAUAUUAUAUACUAUUCCACGUGUUUUAGUCGUAUUUAUGCGAAACGUGUCACUUAUCACACGCACACAUACACCAAUUUACCAAUUACUACUAACUAAUUACAUUAUGUCUUGUUACGUUAUCGCACACCUGGUGUUGUCAGUAUUAGUUUCAUUUACAUAGGAAAAAUUUAUAGAAAUACGUUCGGACUAAUUAAACGUUAUAAUGAAAUUUUUUUACUACUUAGAGAUUCAGCACAUGUGUCAUAUUUUUAAUGUCUCAUAAUAUUGCACACU